AUGUCUGCUCUCCGUAACGUCGGCCGUGUCCACCAAAAGACAACCGCAUUCUUUCUUUGCGACAUCCAGGAAAAGUUCAGGACCCACAUCUUCCAGUACCCCUCCGUCGUCGCCACUGCCCAAAAGAUGAUUGCUGCCCACAAGGUGCUCGAUAUCCCAUUGAUUGUCACCGAGCAGAACCCAAGGGCAUUGGGCGGAACUGCCACUGAACUGGACUUGUCGCAGGCAAAGGUCAACUACCCCAAGACAAAGUUCUCCAUGUACAUCCCCGAGGUCGAGAAGGAGCUCAAGGGCAUCAAGUCCGUCGUCCUCUUUGGCAUCGAGUCCCAUGUGUGUGUGCUCCAGACGGCCCUGGAUCUGUUGGAGAACAACUACGAUGUCCAUGUGCUUGCUGAUGGUGUGUCAAGCAUGAACAGCUUUGAGAUUGAGCACGCCUUGAACCGCGUCAAGUCUGCAGGUGGUUAUGUCACAACGAGCGAGUCGAUCCUCUUCCAGUUGCUCGGAGAUUCCAAGCACGAAAAGUUCAAGAUGAUCUCGAACCUUGUCAAGGAGACUAAGGAGGCGACUGCAGAAAACAAGUUGUUUUUCAAGAGCAACAUCUAA
This is a messenger RNA of Linnemannia hyalina, 603 nucleotides long. Lineage: Eukaryota; Fungi; Mortierellomycota; Mortierellomycetes; Mortierellales; Mortierellaceae. The record is from the annotation of a GenBank genome assembly.